AUGCCUUCUCCAUCCCCAGAGGAAAAGCAGACGCAGAGGGACAAGCUCCUCGCGCAAGCGACCGCCAAGCUCCAGGAGGCGCAGCAGGAGGCCGAGGAGGCGCAGCGAGCCCGCCAGCGCGCCGAGGGGGUCGAGGACCCUGAGGAGAAGAAGAAGAUCCUCGCCGAGGCGGCCGAGCACGAGAAAAAGUCAAAGUCGCUGGAGAAGCAGUCGCAGCGGCUGCAGAGCGGCGUCUGGCAGGGCGGCAUCGGCGGCGCGGGCAUCGGCGCGGGAAUCGGCACAGGGCUGGGCGCCGGCGUGGGGACCCUCGUGGGCGCCGUCGUCGGCGGCGUCACGGCGAUUCCGACGACCGGGCUCGGCCUCCUGGUCGGCGCCGGGACCGGCGCGAUCCACGGGCCGUGGUACAAGCUGGACCAGGAGAAGGAAGAGGCGGGGGAAGGGUCCCACGAUGGGCACGAGGAGGACGUGGGGGACGGAAAGGAUGCCAAGUGA
Messenger RNA from Colletotrichum navitas, 492 nucleotides. RefSeq lists its product as uncharacterized. The coding region runs from base 1 to 492 and encodes 163 amino acids. The transcript has a single exon. The record is from RefSeq and is a predicted model, not a curated record. NCBI's taxonomy places the organism in Eukaryota, Fungi, Ascomycota, Sordariomycetes, Glomerellales, Glomerellaceae.